GGGGAGAGUGGGGCGGCCGGGCGAGUGGACGCGUGAACAGACAGACCUGCGGACGGGACAGCCGCGGCCGUAGGCCCUUCUAGCUCCGCUUAACCCCUGAUGCGCGGGGGGAAGCAGCCCCUCUCGCUGGGGGAUGCUGCGGGAUUCCCGGCGCCGGGCAUCCGGGCCGCCGGCUAAACCCCUGUGCCUACCCCGUGCCCCCGGGGAACCGGAGUCCGGCCGCUGGGAAAGAGAAGCGGCCGCCGAGACGCUGCAGGGUGCCGGGCGGGGAGGGGGCUGGAGGCCCCAGGCCCGAGGGCAUGGAGCGGUUAGGGGAGAAAGCCAGUCGCCUGCUGGAGAAGUUAAGGCUCUCGGACUCCGGCAGCGCCAAGUUCGGCCGCAGAAAGGGUGAAUCUAGCCGGUCUGGGUCUGAUGGGACCCCCGGGCCGGGCAAGGGGCGCCUGAGUGGGUUGGGGGUUCCUAGGAAAUCAGGGCCCCGUGGAGCUACUGGGGGACCUGGGGAUGAGCCGUUGGAGCCAGCCCGAGAGCAGGGCCCCCUGGACGCUGAGCGGAACCCGCGCGGCUCCUUUGAGGCGCAGCGCUACGAAGGCUCCUUUCCCGGGGGGCCGCCUCCCACCCGGGCCUUGCCUCUACCUCAGUCAUUGCCCCCCGACUUUCGGCUGGAGACCACGGCCCCAGCCCUAAGCCCCCGCUCCAGUUUCGCCAGUAGCUCAGCCAGCGACGCCAGCAAGCCGUCCAGCCCCCGCGGCAGCCUGCUGCUGGACGGGGCGGGGGCGGGCGGAGCCGGAGGUAGCCGACCCUGCAGCAAUCGUACCAGCGGCAUCAGCAUGGGCUACGACCAGCGCCACGGCAGCCCCCUGCCCGCCGGGCCCUGCCUGUUUGGCCCUCCCCUGGCUGGAGCUCCAGCGGGCUAUUCCCCUGGAGGGGUGCCGUCCGCCUACCCGGAGCUCCACGCUGCCCUGGACCGACUGUGCGCUCACCGGCCCGCGGGGUUCGGCUGCCAGGAAAGCCGCCACUCAUAUCCCCCGGCCCUGGGCAGCCCCGGAGCUCUAGCCGGGGCCGGAGUGGGAGCGGCAGGGCCCUUGGAGAGACGUGGGGCGCAACCCGGACGACACUCAGUGACCGGCUACGGGGACUGCGCCGCGGGCGCCCGAUACCAGGAUGAGCUAACAGCGUUGCUGCGCCUGACGGUGGGCACGGGAGGGCGAGAAGCCGGCGCCCGCGGGGAACCCUCGGGGAUUGAGCCGUCGGGUCUCGAGGAGCCGCCGGGUCCGUUCGUUCCAGAGGCUGCCCGGGCCCGGAUGCGGGAGCCGGAGGCCAGAGAGGACUACUUCG
Leptonychotes weddellii (Weddell seal) is the source of this 1335-nucleotide messenger RNA. The record is from RefSeq and is a predicted model, not a curated record. Lineage: Eukaryota; Metazoa; Chordata; Mammalia; Carnivora; Phocidae.